UGUAUUUGUUGAAAGGAAAUAUGCUCAUAGUGUGAUUGCCGGUGUCUUAAGUUUAUUAUUGAUACACGUUUUACUAAUUUCACUGCAUUAUAUUUUUGCUUUCAAUACGCUGUGAUGUGGUGGAACAUAUGAUCCUGAAAAAAUUUAUUUUUAUCAGAUUUUAUAGUAAGUUAAAUCCAUGUUCAGAGCUAAAUUAACCUCAGCUCGCCAUCUUGAAAAUUUUGUUGUCUUGCUGUACUUCAUGGAAUCGCCGGUGAUCCAUGGAUCGUGCCUCGGCCAUUAACCAGCUAUACGGGAUAUAAUAUUAUUUCGUUCUGUUUCAGUAGUAACAAUUAUCAUGUUUCAUAUACAACCAAAAAAAUAAUUUUUUAUGCUAGCCAUGAUUUUGGUAAGUGCAAUAAGCCAUCAGCAUUCAUUUCUGAAUCGUCUUAAUUAAUUUUUUCUGGUGAUCUGUCUAUAAUCGAUAUUGGGAAAUUAAACCACAUAAAUGGCUUUGCGUUGCCGCAUGACAUGGAUCAUUUUGUCGUGCAGUUUUGCUUUAAUGUUAAUCGUAUUCAUAUCGUCGAUAACACUCCUCACCGACUCCAGACAACGGUUUAUCAAUCUGAUCCCGUUACAAGCCUUGCAGUUUUCAGAAAAAACUGCCAAGAAUGAGCCGAUGCAUUAUCACAACGGUAACGUUGCUGUGCUAAUCACCGAUGCGCCGCUUUCGCCGAUGCGGAUACUGAGCAAUGUUUCCGCUGCGAUAAAUGCCGAAUCAGACAGGCAAGUCAUCUCGCCUUCGGCGAGUUCUACUUUACCCAGUUCGCAUUCACAGGAAGAACACUUUAAUCCAAAACUGCCGACAGAUCAAUUAGCAAGUGCUGUCGACGAUUUAAAGCCGGUCCUGACAUUGCUAUAUGACGACAACAAAGUUGCUCUGACUGAUGAGGGUUUGGACGAUCUCAAUCGUCAGGAACACCCCAUGGACUCAGUACUGUCAAGUUAUGUUGACCUUUCACCCGCCAACAUUUUUGGUGUCACAAUGGCACGACUGCGGCUACGAAUUGGUCAGCAUCUCUCACGGUCCACUUCUCACCAAAUCACCACUUCACAAAUCGUUUCCGAAUAUUCGAGAAAAAACCAAACCCCGUUGAUGCUUGCGUGCAAUUUCCAGAGCCAAGGCGGACUCGGCAACUGGAUGUUCAUGAUUGCCUCGGCUUUCGGAAUAUCCCGAACGACCCAUCGUGUUCCGGUGGUACUGUUCGAUUAUUCCUGGGCCAAUCAACAUUUCGCCAAUUUUUCUUUGGAGCGAUUAAACAUGUCCACCUUUGUCGGAAGUGACGAUCAGCAAGCGAUCCAAAAUGUUACGCUGCGUGAGAUAUCAGCUGGAAAAUAUACGCCCUCAUUGACGAAUAUCUCAAUAGAUAAAAAUGUUAUUACUGACGGAUAUUUGCAAUCGUGGAAAUACUUCAACGCGUAUCGUGACGAUAUCCGGUCGCUCUUUACUUUCAAAGAAGACGUCUACAAUCGAACACUGAAAAUUAUUGAACCGUUAUUUGAUAAUUAUGUGCGUAAUAGCUCGGCGGAUUCACUGCCAACUUUAGUCGGCAUUCACGUUCGUCGCGGUGACAUGGCCACUAGCGUACAAGUAAAGUACGGACACCGACCGGCGUCCGAGGAAUAUCUCCUGCGAGCGGUCCUUCGAUUCCACCAGGAUUACGACUCGAUUGUUUUUAUAGUUGUUAGUAACGAAAUUGAUUACUGUCGGGAGUUGUUUACGGGUUUCCCCAAUUUUCUCUUUGUGGAAAACAGUUCACCGGAAGUCGAUAUGGCAUUGCUGACCUUAAUGGAUCACAUUGUGCUGAGCGUUGGGACAUUUGGUUGGUGGGGAGCCUACUUAAGCGAUGCAAAACGUGUCUUUUACUUCAAAAAUUGGCCAAGGAGCGGUAGCGAAAUGGCUAGGCUAUUUAAUGUGGAGGAUUAUUUCAUGCCAUCAUGGACGGCGUAUAUAUGAAAACGUCCCUACGAGUAUAUCACGAUUUGUCGCUGAGACGCGGACUCUUACGUAUACGAAUUUACGACGCAACGGUUUUUCAAGUAUUACGAGUAUCAUCGCAUUAUCAGCGCAUGUGUUCACAUUGUAAAAAAUUCUUAUUUAACUUCACCGGUUAAUUAAUAUUAAGAAGUUGAUAGCACUGCUGAAAUGUUCUCGAUUUCAGCACAAAUGCACUAUUCGUUACUAAUGUUCGGGUACUUAUAACUAAAUCAUUCAAACGGAAAUCUUAAUACGUAAACAACGCCACUUUCACCGAUACGGUUUUUAAUUUGGAUUGCCAUAA
Molecule: messenger RNA, 2321 nt
Organism: Paramacrobiotus metropolitanus
Lineage: Eukaryota; Metazoa; Tardigrada; Eutardigrada; Parachela; Macrobiotidae
Product: galactoside alpha-(1,2)-fucosyltransferase 2-like
Exons: 2
Coding region: 488-1996 (502 amino acids)
Biological process (GO): carbohydrate metabolic process
Cellular component (GO): membrane
Molecular function (GO): galactoside 2-alpha-L-fucosyltransferase activity
Source: RefSeq, a predicted model, not a curated record